This is a messenger RNA of Vespa crabro (European hornet), 1496 nucleotides long. RefSeq names its product cell cycle control protein 50A (gene CDC50). Lineage: Eukaryota; Metazoa; Arthropoda; Insecta; Hymenoptera; Vespidae. The transcript has 5 exons. The coding region runs from base 192 to 1280 and encodes 362 amino acids. Gene Ontology annotation, cellular component: endoplasmic reticulum; plasma membrane; Golgi apparatus. The record is from RefSeq and is a predicted model, not a curated record.
GCAGUGUAACAGAGAUAAAUUUCUUAGAUUUUGUUUAUCAUUAAAGAUAAAGUAUAUCCAUUUUUAUCAGAAAUAUUAGUGAACUAUCCAAAUUAUUUUAUAUAGUGUUCACAUAGUAUUAUUCUUCGAAAGGGAAGAAGACGAAGAUAUCGAAAUAUAAAACUUUAUCGUUUUACUUAUAUUGAGGAAUUAUGACACCGAUGAGUGAUAGUAGUUCAUUACCUAAAACAAAAAAGCCAUCAGAUAGCGCAUUCAAACAGCAACGUUUACCUGCUUGGCAACCUAUUCUUACUGCUGGAACUGUUUUACCAACAUUUUUUGUAAUAGGAGUUGCAUUUAUACCAGUUGGAAUUGGAUUAUUAUACUUUUCUGAUAAAGUAAAAGAACAAACGAUAGAUUAUACCUAUUGUAAUUCUAAUAGUACUGAUGGUAAAAGAUGUAUAGAUAUAAUUGCACAAAAUCCAAAAAAUGCUUGUUAUUGUGAAAUAAAUUUUGUAUUAUCUACGGAUUUUGACGGAGAAGUUUAUAUGUAUUAUGGCUUAACAAACUUCUAUCAGAAUCAUCGUCGAUAUGUUAAAUCUAGGGAUGAUAAUCAAUUAUUAGGAAUAUUAUCAGAUGAAGUAUCUGGUGAUUGUAAACCAUUUGCAUAUGAAGUUAAUGAACAUAAUAUUACGAAACCAAUAGUUCCAUGUGGAGCUAUAGCCAAUUCUCUCUUUAGUGAUGAAUUAACAUUACAUUCUGAAAGAAAUCGAAAAGAUGUACCAUUAUUAAAAACUGGCAUAGCAUGGCCUUCUGAUAAAAAUAUCAAAUUUAAAAAUCCAGAAGGUGAUUUAAGAGAAAUAUUUUCUUCCGAGAGAUUUGCCAAACCAAAAAAUUGGGACAAACAUAUCUAUGACUUAGAUCCACAUAAUGCAAGUAAUAAUGGAUUUCAAAAUGAAGAUCUCAUUGUAUGGAUGAGAACUGCUGCUUUACCAACAUUUAGAAAAUUAUACCGUAGAGUUGAUCAUUCUGUUGAAGGUUUUACUGAAGGCUUACUUGCAGGAAAUUAUACACUCAGAGUUAAAUAUUCAUAUUCAGUGUCUUCUUUUGAUGGUACCAAAAGAAUGAUUCUAAGCACAACGUCACUUUUGGGUGGAAAAAAUCCAUUUCUUGGUAUUGCGUACAUAGUGGUUGGAUGUAUUUGCUUAGUACUUGGAAUAGCAUUAUCAAUCAUACAUAUAAAAUAUUCCAAGAGCACAACUGAGAUGAUUGAUGUGAAUCCAACUACAGAAUAUCAGUAAGAGUAACUGGAUUUAAAAACAAUAUUUAUUGAAUUGUGUUGGGCUAACUACCUCUAUAAUGAGAUAUAAAUAUAUAAUUUUGUCGUAUCUGGUCCUGCAGUUAAAAGAAACAUUACAGUUUUAAUAUAGUAAAAAAAAUUGAUUUUUAUAAAAGUUAAGAUGUUAUAAAUUACUUUAUAUUAGUAACAACGAAAAGGUGUAAUUAAUGAAAACACA